UUUUGGUUUAUGACUCACAUCUGUCACAUGUGACAAUGACAUGUGUGUGUCAUAAUGUCAAAUAGUGGCGGGGCGGGUGAAGAUGUUUACUCAUAGUUUUGUUUUCUGUUUACUUUGAAUAUGUAAACAUUUAUUAAAUAAAAAAAACACGAUGCCGAGAGCGAUGCGUAAAAUGCUCCAAAAUGGAUACUCGCACGACGAACCCGAUCGAAUACCGAAUAAUAUAACAAUAAAGAAUUUAGAUAUAAUUAUGUAUGUAGUUGCAAUAGUGGGACAUCUUGUGGACCUCGGCUUAGAUAUAAAUGUGGCUGUAAGGUAUUCUUUAGCACAAAAAAUGAUGGAAUUUGGAUGGACGUUGACAUUCAUCCUUUUGCCAGCAUUUGUGAACACCGCUGUCUCUAUUAGAAUGUAUGCUCAAGACAAGCAACAGGACUCUGUAACUAAUGAGUUCACAAAGCGGCAUUGGCUGAGGAUCUUCAUUCUAGUGUUGCAGCUGGCUCCAAUACUGAGAUUCACUGAUGCUCUCAUUUAUGCAAUAAAGUCCCGUAGAGCAGAACGUAAGCAUGAUACAUCAUCACAGAGGAUGUACUACGGUCUGAUGCUAAAAGAGGACUCAGAUGCAGCCCUCCUGAGGGUGUUUGAGUGCUUCCUAGAGGCAGCACCGCAGCAAGUGUUGCAGACUAGUCUCUUAUUCCGAGCUUAUGAUCAAUUAGCAUUGCAUCAGAUUCUUUCAAUAUGCUCGUCGGUAGUGGGCAUGGGGUGGUGUUUGGCCGCGUACCAACGGGCAGUGCGCUUUGCCCAGCAGGACAAGAACAACAUGAACUGGUGCGGCACAAUACUGCAGACAUUGUGGCACUUCCUUGUUACAUUAAGUCGAGUGCUAUCUCUAUCCAUUAUCGCCUACCUCUAUCCCUACUGUACGCUGCUGGCGUGCGGCUGUCACGUGCUAGCCAUGUCCGCGUGGCUGCAGAUAUGUGACCGGCCGCCAUUUUGUGCGCACAACAAGAUGGCGGAGCUCGCCUUCUCGCUCGCACUCGGCGGUGUCUACCUCUUCACAUACAUUCUGCCUAUCGAAGGUAAGACUAGAUAUAGAUAUAGUGUAUAUUAUACAAUAUGUUUCUUACAGAAUAUAACUUGUACUAUUUUAUGGUAUUUCUUUGUUGAGGAUGAUAUGAGGUCGUCUAUUUAUUUUUACCCAGUUUUAAUGUUGAGUUUUGUUCCGUACAUGUUAGGAUUAGUGUUUAUGAUGAUUUACUAUAGGUUUUUUCAUCCGAAAGUUUUUGCUAAAAGAGAUGAAGUUGUUAUUAAUUUUAAAAAUGAUGAAAAUAUAAUGGAAAUU
Papilio machaon (common yellow swallowtail) is the source of this 1339-nucleotide messenger RNA. RefSeq names its product XK-related protein 6. The transcript is spliced from 5 exons. The annotation marks the transcript as partial. Gene Ontology annotation, biological process: engulfment of apoptotic cell; apoptotic process involved in development; phosphatidylserine exposure on apoptotic cell surface. The record is from RefSeq and is a predicted model, not a curated record. Lineage: Eukaryota; Metazoa; Arthropoda; Insecta; Lepidoptera; Papilionidae. Gene Ontology annotation, cellular component: plasma membrane.